Messenger RNA from Rotaria sp. Silwood2, 213 nucleotides. The record is from the annotation of a GenBank genome assembly. NCBI's taxonomy places the organism in Eukaryota, Metazoa, Rotifera, Eurotatoria, Philodinida, Philodinidae.
AUGGUUUCAAAAUGCACGAAAUCGUGGUCAACAGCAUGUUUAUGCGAUUACAUCAGCAAUUGUUCUGCAACUUGCUUAGCUUAUUUUAGCAAUUGGACUUCUACAUUACCCCGUUGUGGCGGCUAUCGAGGAAAUGCCAUAGCAUUGGUUGAAAUGAGUGAUUGUGGUGGUCGUUUUAUUGGCGCCAUUGCCCAACAGUGCAAAUGUAAGUAA